Fonticula alba is the source of this 2859-nucleotide messenger RNA. RefSeq lists its product as hypothetical. Gene Ontology annotation, molecular function: oxidoreductase activity. The record is from RefSeq and is a predicted model, not a curated record. The transcript is spliced from 15 exons. Lineage: Eukaryota; Rotosphaerida; Fonticulaceae. Bases 1 to 2859 code for a protein of 952 amino acids.
AUGAGUGGUCUUCUUCACGCAGAUGCCGGGAAGACGCUGCUGAUCUCCGACUCCCCGGAUCUGGUGACGUUCAUUGCGUCCCAAUUCAAGGGUGCCCCCUCGCGACUGUGCAUCAUCUCCCGAACCCUGUCAAAGAGUGCCCUCGGCCUGCCGGCUGCCGUGAAAUUCAUCUCCUCCACGACCAAAGACGAUGCCACGAUCGAUGGUCGGCGUGCUGGCCUCGCUCAAGUCCUGAGCCGCCUCGAUGACCCGUAUCACAACAUCAUCUUUCACUGCCACGAGAGCUUCAUCGAGGCGCCGCUGGCCAGUCGUAGUGCCGAUGCGUGGAUUGGACAAAUUCUCCCCUGCUUCGGGGAGGUCUUUGCCCUGUUCAAGCAUGUGUGGGCCGCCAGCGAGGACAGCCGGCCGACCAAUGUCUGCCUGGUUGCCCCGGUGAAUGCCCUGGGCAGUGGGCGCCUCGGCGGACACGGUGCCUGGGGUCGCGGCGCCGGCCCCUCGAAGAUCUGCAUUGCCUACGGUCUGGCGGCUCUCUGCCGGACCAUGGCCCGAGAGGGGGAGAGGCUCCAAGUUCGCGUGAAUGCCCUCUUCCCGGAGUUCCCGCAAUUCCAGUAUGCCUCAGGCACACCGUCUGCCCUGCCGGUGGCCCUGCUUCCCGGCCUGGGCGUCUUGCUCGGGGAGCUAGCCCUCACGGAUGCUGCCUCGGGGCAGGCGUUCUGCUUCUCUGAAGCCUCGGUUUGUCGCGCCGGCUGGCAGCGCUCGUCCGGGGCGCUGGUCGCUCCGGCUGCCGAUCCAACCACCAAGGCUCACCCCACCCCUCAGAGUUUCCUCAACCCCGCAUACUCGCCCAUCCCCCUGGGGGACUUGCACCGGCGUUGGACCGACGUUGUUUCCUUCAACGCCGAGAGCGCCUUCCCGGAGACCAUCACCGAAGUCGACUGGAUUGGCCAUCUUGAGGAUGCCCAGGAUCUCCCGCAGCCGAAGCCCCUCGCGAAGUUGGACUUGAGCCUGCGCGGACAGGUGGCCCUGGUGACCGGCGCCGGGGCUGGCCUUGGGCGCUUCCAUGCGCUGGAGUUGGCGCGCCAUGGCGCGGCAGUGGUCGUCAACGACAUGAACCUGGACGCCGCGCGCAAGGUUGUCGCCGAGAUCGUGUCCCUCGGCGGCCGGGCCGUGCCGGAUGGGAAUCCCGUCAACACCGCCGGGCAUCUGUGUGUGGAGACGGCCAUCCGGAACUUCGGCCGGAUCGACAUCGUGGUGAACAAUGCCGGUAUCUUGCGUGACCGAUCCUUCGCUCGGAUGACCGAGCAGGAGUGGGAUGCCGUGAUGAUGGUCCACUUGGCGGGCACGAUUGCGGUCACGGCGGCCGCCUGGCCGCACUUCAUGCACCAGCGCCAUGGCCGAGUGUUCAACACCUCCUCCAGCGUGGGGCUGUACGGCAACUUCGGCCAGGCGAACUACUCCACCGCCAAGGCCGCCAUUCAUGGUUUCACCGACAUGCUGGCCUGCCAGGGCCGCGACUACAACAUCACGGCCAACACCCUGUGCCCAAAUGCGGGUACCGCCAUGACGGCCACCAUCCUGCCGGAGGACAUGGUUGCCCGCCUCUCGCCGGCCUAUGUUUCGCCGAUCCUUGCCCUUCUUUCGGUCUCUGCUUGCCAGGUGACGGGCGGCUGCUUCGAGGCCGGGAGCGGCUGGUUUGCGCGCGUCCGCCGAGUCUUCACCCAGCCCGUGGCACUGUCCGCGCGCGGGAAUCCCGGCAUCAUCCAGUCUAUCCUCGAUAUGGACCUUUCGGCCAGCGCCGACGACCCCCAGGGCCAAGUUCACGAGCCCAUCAUCAAGCGCCUGCUCUCGGAGGAUGCCUCGGCCACCGCCGGCCGGGGCAGUGACUUCGUGGACAUCCUCUGGUCGCGGCGCUUCCGCAGCCCGAAGGCCGAGUUCCUUUUCUCCGAGCGCGACGUGGCACUCUAUGCCCUUGGGGUUGGUGCCACCAGCCAGGACUUAUCGGUGGUCUACGAGCAGCACGACUACUUCCACUGUCUGCCCACCUUCCCGGUGGUGUGCGCCUUCAAUCUGCUCGCAUCGAUGAAUCUCAGCCAGCAUCUGCCGAAGUUUGACCUGGCUCGAUUGUUGCACGGCGAGCAGCGCAUCGAGAUCUAUGACACCCUCCCCACAAGCGGGGCCCUCAGCUGCCAGGCAUACAUCAUUGAUAUCCAGGAUAAGGGCAAGGGCGCGCUGGUUAUUACCGGCGUGGACACUUUCGAUGAGAGUGGUCGGCUGAUUUUCUUCAAUGAAUUUGCGGUCUUCAUCCGCGGCGCCGGGAAUUUUUCCCGCCGCGACUCGGCCCUCAGUUUGCCGAUUCGCCCGGCCCCGGCUGUGGGGCCCGCUGCCCCCAGCAAGUAUCUGGUCCAAGUGGCGGCGCCGACCGGGCCCUCGCAGGCGGCAUUGUACCGCCUGGCCAGCGGGGACCUGAAUCCGCUGCACAUUUCACCGGACUUCGCCGAGAUCGGCGGCUUCGACCGGCCCAUCCUGCACGGCCUGUGCACCUUGGGCGUGGCGGUCCGAGCCAUCCUGUCCUACCUCCAGGAGGGCACCGAGGAUGACCCGGCAGGCAUGGUCCCAGCCCUGCAGGGCCCCUUGCCCGAAGCCACGGCCAUCGCCGGGCGCUUUUCCAACCAUGUUUUCCCGGGCGACACGCUGGUGGUCCGGUUUUCACCGGAUCCCGCCCUUCGCCACCGUGUGCACUUUGAGGCCCAGGUGGCCGGAAGGGAGGCCGAGCGCCCGGCCAUCAGUGGCGGUCUGCUGGACCUGAGCUGUAGCGUGCCGACCCCCCGGCGCUCGGUUCGACUGCGGUGCCGUCUCUGA